Molecule: messenger RNA, 3439 nt
Organism: Anopheles funestus (African malaria mosquito)
Lineage: Eukaryota; Metazoa; Arthropoda; Insecta; Diptera; Culicidae
Exons: 2
Coding region: 1161-3179 (672 amino acids)
Source: RefSeq, a predicted model, not a curated record
UGAAUUCUCUCCUCUGUAAUGCUUCUAUUAAUUUCCUGAAGAAAAAAAUCCUAACCAUGUUUCAAGCGCACUGAAUGAACGAAGAUCUUCUACAUGACGUUGAACAUACUAACGCUCAUAAGUCUGUAGAAUUGGUGGUUGUUACGACCUUCUGGAAACACGUACAAACACAAUCACCAAGUGAUUCAAGAUGCAUUUUGGAAUGAUCGCUACAGUUUCCGUAUCCAAUAUUCUGACUCUCAUUACUGGUUUAUUUAUUUAGCCACCCCAACCUUCCUAAAUUUUCUUUUUCUCUUCCUUCACUCCCCCAUUUUCAGACGAUCCCCAUGGGUAGCGUCACGAAAGGAAUGCCACAGACGGUGGUACGAUCGACGCACCAUACAAUCGCACUGGGGGAGCGAUUUUCUCUCGAUGCUCUUCCUCUUAGAAAAGGAGGAAAGGUGAACGGCUCUCGGUUUUGCGAUAUGCCAUUUCUUUCACAGUCACCGCAUGCCUUCGCCUUUAUAACGUGUGCACCUACCGGCUCGUCGCUUGUGGCAGCAUUCAAGUCUUCUGUACGGUGCUAUCUAACCGUAGCGUCUGGUGCCAUCUCACCCUCGCGGAACCAAACGCGAAUGGUUCCCGCCGGUCACACGUUCGUGCGGAAGCCGGUUCGGUUUCGUUCGCGGGCAGCGAGAGCACCGUUUGGAAAUUUAUAAAAGAAGAUCCUCCCCUGGUCUGGCUGUUUAGUUUCGCAAUGAAAGUGGAAAAACGCAGACAGUGCAGCACCGCGUUAGCUCUCGUGUGAAGCGAUUCGACCGUGUAGUCUUUUGGAAACGGAACGGCAAGUGGAACCGGAACUGUGUCCGGGCACAGUGUGAAAAUAGGUGAAAAACAAACUUCAACCAUUCACGGCUUGGAAAUUUGUUUUUGUUGUUCGUACCAGUACUACGAUCGCUGAUGAUCGGCGAAAACACAGUGUAAGAAAAAUUAAUGUGUGAACAACUGAUACGGUGAUAACUUGACGGUGAAACAAACCAGUCAAAAUUUCAAGUGGAACAGUUGUGAUUGCAAGAAAAUAAAAUUGCAUUGAAGAACAAAAUAUACGUCAGUUUUCAAGGAGCCAAAAGUGGCAAUAAUUAUACACACUAGAACUAUCAUCGAUUGACGCAUGCUACAGUAUGGCUUGCUGGCGGCAGCUGUUGCUAUUGCUCUUCGCAGUACUGGUUGUGGCAGAAGAUGCUAGCAAGGGUACCAACAAUGGCGAAGAACAAGAUACAUCCAUUGAACAUCUUCCCCUACCCGCAGCAUUACAUCGCCAGAAGCGUCAUGAGGUGGAAAUUCAUCGGGUUAUAAAGCGACGACCAAAGCUACCGCCUCCGCCACGUGGUCGCAAACCCAGACCACCACGCCGACCUGGCUCGAAGCCACGAGUCAAAUACGGACCACCCAAUGUAAACUAUCCUCCAAUUUCGCACUACGUUCCGCAGUCGAUCGACGAUCCGUACAGUUCCGGAUUCGAGGCUUCCUUUGGCGAUCAUCACGGAUCGUUCGGAGAACCACCGGCGGGCUAUGGUGCACCAAUACACCCGUCGCCCACAUUCGGAUCGCCACCCUUUGCGUACGGUCAAACGAUCACUAGUUACGAAGGUUCCACAUACGGGAAGCCGUCCAGCUACGAAGGAUCACCAUCGUUCGGCAAGCACAACUACCAAGGAAGUUCUUCCUCUUCAGCUUCGUUUGGCAAACCAAACUUCGAGAUAUCUAAUUUUGAUGGUGGAUUUUCGAAAGUAAAUUUUGGAAACGGACCCAGUACGUUCGACACAAAAGUACCUUCGUUCUUGGAUUCAUCGAACAGCUUCGACAGUUUCCCUGGUGGCAAACAUUCGCACAACAUUGGAGGAUAUUCUCACAGCUAUUCACACUCGAGCAAUAAACAACCCUCGUUUGCAGAUUCUACUGCAAUAAACACUUACACCACACCGUCGGGGAAAGGUAACUUCUACACCGACACCUCCAGCAGCUUUGGCGAUAUUGGAUCUAAGCAUCAGCUGCCACUGGAAAAGUAUCGCAAAGAUCCCUACAAGACACCGGUCACAUCAUACGAAGUUCCAUCGAACUCCAAGUCAAACUUAUUCGAACCUUCUGGCGAUUUUGAAACGACCUACAAACGAUCGCCGCACAAUGGUGGCAUUAGCUCAACGCACUCCACCUCUCAUAGUACCGUUGGCAAUAGUGAGGAAGAUUACAUACCGAGCCUGCCGACACGGUACGAUCAGGAACAGUUCCAUACGCCCACAAAAACAAACCCUAACAAACCUCCGAUUAGCACGCUUCAGACGAUCAAUGGUGCCGAUGACCAUUUCACCUCCUUCUCUUCAUACUACGACGGUGGCUCGGAAUCACAGAAGAUCCCGGUUAAGAGUAAACAACCUUCACCGUAUGGACAGGAUUCAUCUGACGAACAGUUCCACACUGCACCUGGCGGCGAUAAACGGAUAAAGAAUCGUCGUAAGAAGAAGCCCAAGCUGCCAAGCUCAACAAUUGCCCACAAUCUCGACACGGAUGAUCUGCGCGAUGCCUUCGGAUCGAGUUCCGAUUUCCACCAGGUGGCAAUAGAUGCGGACGAGUUUCUAGAUUUUGAACCGAAGAAACAGAUUAAACAUUCCAAACCGGCCGGUGUAACAUUCCCACGCGCCGAAGAAACGCUACCAGCUAAUUAUGUACUGCUUUCGUCACAAAACCAGGGUAGCGCCGCGACAAAGGGUCGUGAAUCAAACAACCAACGAUCACCUCCCUCCACGUCUAUUUCCACUAGCAAAUCGGUUGAAUAUGAUACGAAAAAGUUGAAUCUAAACAAUUACUUUCAAGGUAACCAUGCACCAAACCAGGCACACCGGCCAUCGAAACCGAUUGGGCUAGAUGAUUUGAAUAUACUGUCGAUUCAAAAGUCUAACUCACAUAGCUACUAUGCCGGUUCGACCCAAGCAGGAAGCGCUGGUGGUGAUAGACCUGGCAGUGGAUUCUUGCCGACUAGAAGAAGAGACAUGCAGCACUAUCGUAGUGCCACUAGUAGCCUCGAUUACACCAUGCUUGACGAUGAUGAUGAAGAAAAUUAUGACGACAUCAGUGACAUUGGAACGCGUUCGCGUGGGAACCGCAAGAAAAAAGAUCUGUCGGAAACGACGGUAUCCGUCUAGAUUCGUGGCACCAACAGGUGUCGUUGCGUUUUACCAGUACGAUUCUCUUGGCAGUAGCAUUAGUAAUAUAUAAGUAUAAGUAUUGUUUCGUUACGUUUCGUUUUCAUAGAUCGACAUAAGAGGGAUAGUCUAUUUAUUAAACUGUUUUAAAGUUUGUCCAACAAUAAAUACUAAGGAAAGUAUAGUGUCGAGGUGACAUUUUCUAAACAAAAACAACCCCUCCGCGCUGCCGUGUAAAGUAGUAAAAAUUUAGGAAAAUA